This is a messenger RNA of Sordaria macrospora k-hell, 699 nucleotides long. NCBI's taxonomy places the organism in Eukaryota, Fungi, Ascomycota, Sordariomycetes, Sordariales, Sordariaceae. The record is from RefSeq and is a predicted model, not a curated record.
AUGGUUGUAUCCCCACCACCCCUCAACAGGUGGAGGGGUUUUCAUUUUUUUUAUUUGGAAUCCGUGUUAAUUGAAUUUGAACAUUUAUUUAGUUAUAGACGUAGGUGUAUUUUGCCUUUAAGAAUUAGAGAUUACUCUUUAAUUAAUAGUCGUAGAUAUUAUUCUACUACAAAUUCCCAUUCACAACAUUCUGGCUCUGAUCCUGCUCCUCAGCCGAUUUUAAUUCUUCCCCUGGACCCUCAGGGACAGGGGUCCCCUCGGGAAGAUUUAAAUGACAAAGAUUGUAUAAAAUCAUAUGAAGGUAUAUUAAAGGGUAAAGGUGGUAUUUAUUCUUUGGUAAACACUGUUAACGGUAAACAAUACAUUGGUAGUGCUAAAGACUUUUUUAUAAGAAUUAAUGAACAUUUGAAGUAUAAAAAUAAUUCAAAUGUAGCCUUACAAAAAGCCUUCGUUAAGUAUGGUUUAGAUAAGUUUAAAUUAUAUAUUUAUGAGUAUUUUACUUAUGAAAGUAAAAUCAUAAGCCAUAAAUCAUUAACUGAACUCCCCCCUCCUCGGGGGCCCCCACAACUAUGUUGUGGGGUCUUUCGAGGAGGGGGUAGCGAAACUAGUUAUAUUUCUAAAUUUGAUUUCGAUACUCUAUAUAAUUUUAGUUCGGGGGACCCCCGGCCCCGAAGGGGCCGGGGGGCCCAUUGCUCAUAA